GCAGAGAGAGAAGCGAGCUAAUCUUGUGUACAAAGCUUUGCUGUUCUGCAGGAUAUUCGGCCAUUACCCCGAACCUCAGUCUUCUCGGAAAAUCCAUCGGAAAACUUGUCAAUCGGGUUUUCGUACUCUCUCUAUUUUGAGCAAUGAGUGGUGUUCCAAAGAGAUCUCAUGAAGAGGGUGUUCCUCAUUCCUCCUCCUCUUCUUCUUCCAAGUACCCUAACGAAGAUUCAGGUUCUUACCCUAAGCUGACGACGGGGUCGGCGGCUAUGGCUCCUCAGCCGGCUCAGGUUCAUCAGCAGCAUCAUCACCACCAAAUCCAUCAGCAUCCAUCGCACCCUCAUCCCCUUCCUCAUCCUCCCUCUCAUCCGCGUUCUCACCCACAUGGCCCUUACGAGCUCGACUCUAGAAUGGCCAAGGUUCAGAGAGCUGAGCCGAGAGAUGCUGAGAGGCGAUCCCCUCUGCACUCUGUGUACCAGGCGCCACCAUCCUCCACUUCGAAUGAUCCCCAUAUGACUCAUGUCCCGGUGUUGGAGCCGAGAGAGAAUAAGGACGGUAGGGAGAUUCGGGUUGAGAGCCGAGAGAACAGGAGUGAACCAGGAGAGAUGUUUGGUGAGGCAAAAAGGGAUAUUCAGAGUGGUAAGGGUGAAAGGGACGUGAAAUUUGAGGGCAGAGCUGAUGAUAAUGUGGGCAAUAAUAAUGGCAGCGGCUAUGGUAGAGAUACCAAGUUUGAAAGGGAGAAUUAUAAUGACCAGAAGGCUGAGAUUAAGAUGGAAAAGGACGGGCAUGGUCAUUUGGCUUGGAAAGACCAGAAGGAUUACCAUAGAGGGAAAAGAUUUGGUGAUGGCUUGGGUGGAAAUGCCGACCCAUGGCUUGCAUCUCGUGAUACUCUGCAAGGCCCAAGUGAGUUUGGGGGGAAAGAGAUCUCAGGGCCUGAGGAGGGAGCGCAUUUAGAAGGGCAUGAGACUUUAAGAGAGAAUAUAUUGAAAAGUGACGAUAGAUUUAGAGACAAGGAUAUGAAACGCAAAGAGUUGAAGCACCGUGAAUGGGGGGAACGAGAUAAGGAAAGAAAUGAUCGCAGAGGAUCCUUGCAGAUUGGUGGUGUCAUGUGUGAGUCCAAAGAAAUUGGAAGAGAAGAAAGCGAAGCAGAUAGGUGGGGACGGGAGAAGAUGGAUCAGAAGGAACAAGAUAGACUAAAAGAGAGGGAAACAGAUCACGUUAAAAGAGAGACAUGGAGUGGUGCUGAGAGAGAGAUCACACAGAAUGAGAAAGAGUUGGGAGAAGCAUCUGUGAAAUUACCAGAGCAGGAAAAUAUGGUAUCAGAACAGAAGAAACCGAUAGAUGGUGAUAACUGGAAAGGUGGUGCUGACAGAGAGUCUAAGGACAAAAGGAGGGAGAGAGAUGGUGUUGAAGAAGCAGAGAGAGCUGAAAAGCGUAGUAGAAUCAAUGAAAAAGAGUCUGAAGAGGGAUUGGUGGAUGGUGAAGUGGCAGCAGAGAAGGACAAAGAUGUCUUCAGUUAUGGAGUUCAGCAGCGAAAGAGGAUGCUACGGCCAAGAGGCAGCCCACAAAUGACCAACCGCGACCGUUUCCGUUCACGGGCUCAGGACAAUGAAGGAUCUCAAGGCAAAUCAGAAGUGUCAACUGUUUCUUACAAAAUUGGAGAGUGUAUGCAAGAUUUGAUUAAGCUAUGGAAGGAAUAUGAAUCAUCACAUCCUGAUAAAACUGGGGAUUUCGCAAAUAAUGGCCCCACUCUUGAAGUUCGGAUUCCAGCUGAGCACGUUACUGCUACCAAUCGCCAAGUGAGAGGUGGCCAACUAUGGGGAACAGAUAUAUACACAGAUGAUUCCGAUCUUGUUGCUGUUCUCAUGCAUACAGGUUACUGCCGCCCCACAGCUUCUCCUCCUCCACCUACAAUUCAAGAAUUGAGAGCUACCGUCAGGGUGUUACCGCCAAAAGAUUGCUAUUCAUCCAAGCUGAGGAACAAUGUCCGCUCUCGAGCAUGGGGAGCUGGAAUCGGAUGCAGUUACAGGGUUGAGCGGUGCUAUAUUGUGAAGAAAGGAGGUGGUACUAUUGAACUUGAACCGUGCCUUACACACUCUUCUACUGUUGAGCCUACACUUGCUCCUAUGGCUGUCGAGAGAUCAAUGACUACCAGAGCUGCAGCUUCGAAUGCUUUGCGGCAACAAAGAUUUGUUCGGGAAGUUACGAUACAGUACAAUCUCUGCAAUGAACCUUGGAUCAAGUACAGCAUAAGUAUGGUGGCUGAUAAGGGUCUGAAGAAGCCCCUCUUCACCUCUGCACGCUUGAAGAAGGGAGAUGUUCUCUACUUAGAAACACAUUCAUGCAGGUAUGAACUCUGUUUCACGGGAGAGAAGAACGUGAAAGCCGUGCAAGCAUCACACUCCAAUGAGGGGGAGGGAGAUAAUAAGUCUCAGAAUCAUAACCAUAAUCAUCACUCUCAUAUGACAAACGGAGAUAAAACAGAGUCGGAUAACGUAAUAAUGGAUGUAUUCCGGUGGUCACGGUGCAAGAAGCCUCUCCCUCAGAAGGUCAUGCGUUCUAUCGGGGUUCCCCUUCCUCCGGACCAUAUCGAGAACAACAUGCGAAUAUGCGUGUGUGAAAGAGCAGGUGAUAGACGACAACUUGGACUGGGAAGACGUACAGUGGUCUCAGACGGGUGUUUGGAUUGCCGGCAAAGAGUAUUCACUUGCUCGUCUUCAUUUCCUCUCUCCCAAUUAAUAAAAAAUUAAAUUUAACCAAAAAAAAUAACAAUGGGUUAUUUAUGUUUCACCACUCAAAUAUUAUAUAUAUAUACAGUUUGUUUUCAGCUAUUUGUUGUAUACUUCCUCUUCUGUCUUGUUGUAAAUGCUUCUUACUCUGUCUGAAUCGCAUUUUCCAUUUCCCUCGGGAUUUUUAUUUUA
Molecule: messenger RNA, 2918 nt
Organism: Tarenaya hassleriana
Lineage: Eukaryota; Viridiplantae; Streptophyta; Magnoliopsida; Brassicales; Cleomaceae
Product: zinc finger CCCH domain-containing protein 13-like
Exons: 12
Coding region: 144-2747 (867 amino acids)
Source: RefSeq, a predicted model, not a curated record